Xyrauchen texanus (razorback sucker) is the source of this 3810-nucleotide messenger RNA. Its product is annotated as transcriptional-regulating factor 1-like. Gene Ontology annotation, biological process: negative regulation of DNA-templated transcription; regulation of transcription by RNA polymerase II. Gene Ontology annotation, molecular function: transcription corepressor activity. NCBI's taxonomy places the organism in Eukaryota, Metazoa, Chordata, Actinopteri, Cypriniformes, Catostomidae. The transcript has 15 exons. Gene Ontology annotation, cellular component: transcription regulator complex; histone deacetylase complex. The coding region runs from base 355 to 3387 and encodes 1010 amino acids. The record is from RefSeq and is a predicted model, not a curated record.
UCAGCAAACUAAACUGACUUCCCUUUGCACAUUUCACAAAUGCUUUUAAGUUAUUGACUUUUUCUCUGCUGUGUGUCGAUUGUCUAUGUUUGUUGAUUUGGCGAUUCAACGCUUCUUCAUAGGUCAUUUUGAGAAGGCGACCGUCACUAAAAAAGUGGCUUGUGGACAUUGAGAAACUAAAGAGGAAUUACCUAUUAUUGAAAUUCACAAAGAGCUGCACCUGUGAAGACAACCAUUUGUUGCACCUUGCAGAGUCUGCCAAAACGUUUCAUGACAUUCAAACCACCAUGAAAUCGCAUCCCCUCAAACCAUUAGUUUAGACAGUAAGAAUAGUGGCACUUUAAUCUUUUAAAAAUGACUGAAAAUAUGUAUGAGACAAACCAGUUCACUAACCAUACCAACGGAACCUAUUUGUUGGGUACGCCUCACUAUGGUGCACCUAACAUAAACUCAAUUCAGUCAUCUCCAAUGUCCCCACACCACAACCACAACCACGAGCAAUUAGCAUCUCCGGUCACACCAGGAAAUGAACUUUCUCCAGUGCUUGACAUGCCAGACAGUGCUGUGACUUGGGAUUAUAAUCAGUUUGGAAGGCCUGGCCCCUCAUCAUGGGGUUCCUGUUCUCAGGACGAACUGUCUGAGACCUCUGGUUCCUCUCGAAUCUAUCCUUAUAACUCUACAUUUACUUCCAAAUACAAUGACAAUGCUCAAUAUCCUCAAAGGUUGGAUUCGUUCUCAAAGGCCUUUCCGACUAAGAACCUUUACCUUUUCUUUGGUGAUAGUAACAGGACAGAUGAAAAUAACUCAGAAAAUAAUCACAUUUCAGGGGUUUUGCAGUUACCUCAAAGUGAAACCCUUUCAGAUGGGAUGGAUAGACAACCCUUGGAGUCUCCUAUUUUUAAUCCAAUGGCCAUUCAAGCUCAAACACAAUCAAUAUGUGAUCAGUCAGGGUUUCAUCCACCAGACAGUCCAAUGCAUGGUCUUUACCAAAACCACCAGCAGUUUAAUUAUGCGUACCAGCAACACAAACCAAAAGCAACCAACUUGGAGGAGGUCAACAGGGGUCUCCAUAAGCCACAAAGCCCUUGGCAUCAUCAGCACGGCUAUCAAGUCCAUCAAAGUCAACUAAUGUCAUAUCCAAUGGCCUUGCAUCAACAAGAACAGCUUCAUUUGCAACACAGAGGAACGUUUGCAUGUAAAACUCAUCUAAACUCUCAGGAGGGCCAUGAUUCUUCUCAAUCACCAACUUAUGGCCACAACCAAGACUAUAAGACACCAGAGCAGCAGACUUUGCAAGGUAGUCACAGUUUGAACCUUAUAUCUCCAGAUUAUCAGGACCUGCAACACAGUUGUGUAAUUUCCCAUGAAAACGGUCCUUACCAACACCAGCAGCCUCAGGAACUCGUCCAAUCAAUUUCUCUAAAGCAAAGAAGCAUGUUUGAUGAUGGUCUUUUGGCGUCGUUUGACAAACACUCCUCUGCACCCAACACACCAGUGUAUUCUAGUCCCCAAGAAGAUGGCCAGUCUGGUUUAAAGUUCCCCAGCAGGAAUGAAGAUCUUUGUAGUCCACAUUAUCAGAGCAAGCAUUCAGGGGGCAGUAAAGGCGUUCCACUGACGACUAUAAGGGGAGAUAUUUUUACUCAUCUAACCUUGCAUACACCUCACUGGCCACAGACAACUUCACCUGAUAUUCAUGCUGAAGGCAUUUCACCCCAUUACAGGGCCGAAACUGUGCUGAUGAGUGGGGAGAGAUCACGCACUAAGAUGACUUGCACCGUCUGUCAGAGGGAAUUCAAGAGUCUUCCAGCCCUGAACGGCCACAUGCGCUCCCACAGAGGAUGCAGAACACAUCAGUCAUCUCCCAAAAUGCAGAGAAAUGGACAGAUUCAUCUGUCUAGUGAGGUUUCUCAAAUCAACCCCAUCAUCUUACCGGUGUCUGUUCCGGUAAAGGAUUGCCUAGUCAACUCCAAACUUACUCUCAGUCCGCAGCGUCACCAGAAAGAUGACCCAAAUGCUUUAUCUAAGCCUUGUGCACAGCCACCCCUCGCUUCUGUGCAAAACCAACCUUCCUGUAUAAAGAGAUCAGUGUUGGAUAGAAAAUGUGUACCAAAGCAGGAAAAGAAAAGGUACCAUCACUGUCUGGUUCCUUUAAUGAUUCCUCCACUCAGCGGCGGUCAGGAGUCCAGAGGAGCUGUGCUCUUCCGGAGUCAGCUGCGGUCAGCAAGCAGUAUGGGAGAUGAUGUGCCCUACACCCCUCCACCCAUGCUCAGCCCCAUACGCCCCGGGUCAGGCCUCUUCACAGCGGUCAAUGGAAGGGGCAACAUUGGGAGGGCAGUGUCUGCCAUAAAUGCGCACCACUCUCCAGCUAGUGAUAUGGACGGCUGUGCGGUGACUUCAGCAGACAAAAACAUUCAUGUAACACCUCGGAUAAAUAUUGGCAAAGAAUUUCAAGCCAACAUCCCGGAAAUGAGGAGUCAGUCCAUUACAGAGAAAGAUACCCAUAAUGCUGUGCUUUUAUGGAUGCCCACUGAAGACCUGGAGAACACAGACCACCAGCGGAAAGUGGACAAUCUUUUGAAAAUGGCUUGCUCUAGUGUUCUACCAGGAGGGGGAAUUAAUACUGAAUAUGUCCUCCAUUGUCUUUUUGAAUGCAGAGGAGAUAUUAUGAAUACCCUCGAAAGACUUCUCUUGCCAACACUAUGGAAAAACAGAUCCAGCGUUAAAACAGACUAUCAUUACGCAGGCUCAGAUAAGUGGACUCUUCAAGAAAAACGGCAGCUGAACAAAGCACGUUUAAUUCAUCACAAAGACUUCAAUCUAGUCCAGAAAAUGGUCAAGACGAAGUCAGUUUCUCAGUGUGUUGAAUACUAUUACACAUGUAAGAAGAGCUUGCGUCUAGGUUCAAGAGGUAAUACAACUAUUACUACACCUGUUCAGAAACGACAGGGGGACUGGUUGAUAAGCAACACCGCACAACCAGACAAAGUAGCCAAGUGCCAAACCAGGAACUCUGAAAUAUCGGACAACUCCAACACUUUGUUUAUCAGUGAGGUGUCAAAUGCAAUGAAUGGAGAAACGUGGAACCAGAACAAUCUCGGGCUGCUCUGUAGCUCUCCAGCAGAACACAGAACUUCAACUUUGACUCAGGCGUCGGGUUCGGGUUCUGCGAGAAGCGCUCCUUCCAACAGCACCACCACUGGAGAUACUGAUUCAGCCCUCAUAUUUGCCUGCACCGAGUGUGGAAAGGUGUUUCUAAAGGCUAAGAGUCGAAAUGCCCAUAUGAAGACACAUCGUCAGCAGGAAGACAAGAAGUUGAUGCAGUUUCCCAGGGUUCCUCAACAAGACACCAAUAAAGCAACAUAUAAGCCUUCAUUCUUUACCUUGUGAUGGUAUUGCAGAAGUUAAAAGAUUACCUUUAAAUGAUGUGGAGUCUGUCCAGGAAAUUGAUUGCCAUCUGAAGAAACUUACAUUUACGUUUAUGCAUUUGGCAGACGCUUUUAUCCAAAGCGACUUACAGUGCACUUAUUACAGGGACAAUCCCACCAGAGCAACUUGGAUUAAGUGUCUUGCUCAAGUACACGAUGGUGGUGGCUGUGGGGGUCAAACCAGCAACCUUCUGAUUACCAGUUAUGUGCUUUAGUCCACUACGCCACCACCACUCCAACUUCCUGACCUACAUAGUCUACUGUUUAAUAUUAACGAUAUAACCAAAUGUAUAUUGGUGUAAAAAGCACAUAAUGCUUUUUUCUGCUUUGCAUCUUCAACAUCUGUGCAUUAUUUGACUUUGUAUCAUAUUUCACUUUUAAUAAA